Messenger RNA from Trichobilharzia szidati, 1711 nucleotides. Lineage: Eukaryota; Metazoa; Platyhelminthes; Trematoda; Strigeidida; Schistosomatidae. The record is from the annotation of a GenBank genome assembly.
AUGGUGGCGAAAGAUUUUAUAGACCUCUUUUCGAAGUACAGUCAUGGUAAUCGGGUUUCAGUUGAGGAUUUUGCGGAUCGUUUAAAUUUAUUCACAGUCGUCCUCUUCCUAUUAGCAACUAUUAUUGUUUCAACAAAGCAGUAUUUUAUGAGUUCAAUCUCAUGCUAUAUCCCUGUGAAGCCGACUGGUGACAAUUUUAAUUCCUAUCUUGCUGAUUAUUGUUGGGUACAUGGUACCAUACCUUUGAGAUCUGAUGAAAAAUUACCAAAUACUCGUGAAGAAUGGGAUGAAUAUGAUCGUUUAAGACGGAUCACCUAUUAUCAAUGGGUACCUUUCGUUCUCGGACUACAGUGUAUAUUCUUUUACAUUCCACAUAUCGCUUGGCAAGCUGUGUGUGCUAAUCGAUCAGGCGGAGAUCUAUUCGCUCUUGUAAAAGCUGCAGCAGAUGCAGCCAUCUCUGAACGUGGUUCACGUAAAAGUCAGGUGAAACGUGUUGCUGAGUUCUUGGAGGAUAUGAUUGACGGUCACAAAGAUUGUCGACAUGGACGCAGAAUGAAUCUAACCAGACGUGCGUAUGAUAUGUGUGGAAUAUGCGUCGUUAGUAAACGUCUUGGCACUUGUCUUGUCUUCUCCUAUAUCUGCGUUAAGUUAAUCACCAUUAUCAAUGCUAUCAUGCAAGUGUACCUCAUUCAACGUUUUCUCGGAUUUUAUUCUGAUGGCAGCGCUGGUCAACGGAGUAUGCAGCUUGGUAAACCAUAUGAAGCUAACGGGCAAGUUGCGGCAAUAUCAAAUCAUGAGAAUGAAGAUUUAGAAGGUUUUGGAUUUGGUUUAACAGUUGCUAAUCAUAUACGCGCUGGACGUGAUUGGCCAGAAACAAUAUUAUUCCCACGUGUUGCCUAUUGUCGUGUCCCAGGGAUUCGAUUAGUCGGUGCAGAAAAUGCCUAUACUGCUCAAUGUGCCUUACCUAUAAAUAUGUUAAAUGAGAAGAUCUACAUCUUUUUCUGGUUUUGGAUAUGCUUUUUAAUUGCAGCAAGUAUUUUCAGCCUAGUAUUAUGGUUGAUUCGAAUGGUGAUAGCACCAAGACGUAAAGAUUUCAUUAAACGUUUUCUACGCAUUAAAGGAAUACGCUCAAGAAGUGGCGCUGAAAUAACACGAGCUGAUUUAGAUGAAUUCAUUGAUGAUUAUCUUCGACGUGAUGGUGUCUUCCUUAUUCGUAUGCUGGCAAUCAAUGCAGGUGAUGUUAUCACAUCGGAGAUUGUUAUGGCUUUAUACGAACACUACAUAGAUAACAUUUACUCAGUGGAUAAUUCACCACAGAAAAGCUUAGAAAAGGAACCAUUGAAGGAGGGGUCUGGGAUACCACCAAAUUAUGUGUAAUUUUGAAGAAGAUAAAUUGAAACAGGGGGAUAUGUUUUAUCUACUGUCUGUCAUUGUAAUUUUACUAUUUCUACGCGGAAGAACAAACCUAUGUGUUCAUUGGUGUGGACUAACAUACUUCUACCAAUAAUAACUCUUCCCAUCGCACACCUCAAUUCGUAACUUUAUAAGAAGGCGAUAUAUACCGCCUACCAUUUGUGUGUAUGUGUGCCGUUAUCAUUUGCCUUUAAUAACAAACUAUUCGUCUUCCAUUCCUCUUUUUUUAUUCAAUAAAAAAUAUAAAUUACUCCAUAUUAUAUUUAUACUCUCUGGAUUUUUAUUUGUUGUUUUUAUA